Messenger RNA from Anoplopoma fimbria (sablefish), 1823 nucleotides. RefSeq names its product ring finger protein 175 (gene rnf175). The transcript has 10 exons. The coding region runs from base 88 to 1029 and encodes 313 amino acids. Gene Ontology annotation, cellular component: endoplasmic reticulum membrane; Golgi membrane. Gene Ontology annotation, molecular function: metal ion binding; ubiquitin protein ligase activity. NCBI's taxonomy places the organism in Eukaryota, Metazoa, Chordata, Actinopteri, Perciformes, Anoplopomatidae. The record is from RefSeq and is a predicted model, not a curated record.
UCACCGGGGAGGCUGCUGUCAGAGCUAGCCGUGCUAGCUGCUGUGUACCGGUUAGCCUGCACCGGGGGAGGACCAACCACACAAACCAUGGCGGGAGUUCACCCGCAGGACGACCUGCUGAAGAUGACACACAGAGAAAACUGGAAGGUGCAGCACGAGCGUCUGCACGUGAAGCACCGGGGUCACGAGGCCAUGCAUGCAGAGAUGGUGAUGAUCCUCAUCGCCACGCUGGUGGUGGCUCAGAUAGUCCUGGUGCAGUGGAAGCAGCGGCACCACCGCUCCUACAACCUGGUGACCCUCAUCCAGAUGUGGGUGGUGCCUCUCUACUUCACCAUCAAGCUCUACUGGUGGAGGUUCCUGUCCAUGUGGGGCAUGUUCUCCGUCGUCACCAGCUACGUCAUCUUCAGAGCCACUCGCAAGCCGCUGUCCUGCAGGACGCCGAGGAUGGUGUACAAGUGGUUCCUGCUGAUCUACAAGCUGAGCUACGCGGUCGGCGUCCUCGGCUACAUGGCCAUCAUGUUCACCAUGUUCGGCUUCAACGUCUUCUUCAGGAUCAAGGCGGAGGACUCGAUGGACGUCGGGGUGAUCAUGCUGUUUUACGGGCUUUACUACGGCGUCAUGGGCAGAGACUUUGCUGAAAUCUGCUCCGACUACAUGGCUUCUACAAUCGGGUACUACAACAAAGGCGGCAUGCCCAGCAGGAGUCUGACCGACGACAUCUGUGCCGUGUGCGGUCAGAGGAUCCUGGUGGACGUGGAGGAGGAAGGAAUUAUAGAAGACACCUACCAGCUGUCCUGUGGACACAUCUUCCACGAGUUCUGCAUCCGCGGCUGGUGCAUCGUGGGUAAGAAGCAGACGUGUCCGUACUGCAACGAGAAGGUGGACAUGAAGAAGUUGAUGAACAACCCCUGGGAGAAGACACACGUCCUGUACGGGCAGCUGCUCGACUGGCUCCGGUACCUGGUUGCCUGGCAACCCAUCAUCAUCGGUAUCGUCCACGGGAUCAACUUCACCCUGGGCCUCGAGUAGAGCCCUGAGGAACACCGGUCUGCACCACGGGAUGACGAGGGGGACCGGUCCCGGCGGUCUGGGUCUCCGUGUGCUAGAAGGACACCGUGAUGCCAAAAAAACACUGCUGCCAACUUGAACAAAAAUAUGGAAAGCACAGAUCCAGUAUUUGAUUACUUCAGUACGUUUGACGUGUGUCGAGGAAAUGUUGCCGUCACGCACGUUGUUUUUUGUUUUUAUAAGUCAUGGCUUUACUUUGUACUGUAUCAUAAAAGAAUGCCUUUUUAAACGGUUUCAUCCAGACGGCUGACUCCGCUAACACGACGGUUCUUUGAAAAGACUCGAUGACAGAAAGGACGAUUCUGUCCAAAUUGUUACGUAACAUAACCUGUUUACAUUUCGUGCAACUUUGUUUGUUACAAAAGUUUUAUUUGGGAUUGUCUGUUCUGUUAUGUUUGAAGCUAAAGUUGAUGCUAAAUGCUCGAUUGUUGUAGCAGUUGUGAGUCAGAAUGUCACAAUUACGUUUCUAAAAGCGACUUGUUAUCACUGCUGCUGUAUGGACGAGACUCAAACUUCCAAUCGGGAAUAUAUAUAAUAUAUAUUAUAUAUAUAUAUAUUCCAACAACAAACAUUCAGUAACAGGAGUUUGGAUUCAUUCAAAUCCAUGAAUUUUCUGAAUCUUUUUUUGCCAAAUCAAAAAUGACAUCGCCUUUUGUUAUCAAGACUGCUGCUGAUAUUAACUUUGUAUUUAUUAAAUAUAUAUAAAAAACUUCAUCAGUGUGUCAGGAAUAGUCUUUGAGAUACAUUACGAGGUG